Molecule: messenger RNA, 6319 nt
Organism: Epinephelus lanceolatus (giant grouper)
Lineage: Eukaryota; Metazoa; Chordata; Actinopteri; Perciformes; Serranidae
Source: RefSeq, a predicted model, not a curated record
GGUGGAGCGUACCGUGUGUUUCAGCGACCUGCUGCUGCUGCUGCUGGGGGACUGUUCGUCUGAGGGCUCCACAGAGCGAACACCAGGGUCCCGCUGAGAGAGGACAACUGAACAGCAGCUCUGAGAGGUCGCUGAGUCGCCUUCAGAGUUGCCUCAGCUCAGGCGCCCUCCCCUGUUUGCAGGAGGAGUGGUACGGCCCAUGUUGCCUAGAGCUAAGAUGGUUGAUGUUGUGUCACCACGCACAAUGCCGUCAGAAACCGAGGUUCACGUGGCGAGGAGCUUUCUCACCAAGAUUUUGCGGAGCUCUAUGAGGAAAAACCGCUUCAAAGGAAAGAAUGAUCCAGGCUCACGGCCACAUUCCUGGCACUCCUCCAAGCUGACAGAAGAGGAGUCCGAGCGCGCCAGGCAAGAGGCCGCCCCAGCACCAGUCUGGCGGCCAAAGCAUGAAGCGAGGCCCAAAGACUCAUCAAAUCAAGAGGACCAGAGCACCCAGCGUCAGCUAACCAGCCAGUUCACCUCAGCGAACAACAUGGAGAGACUGGAGCGUCCCUCGCAUCCCUUCUCACCAGGUCAUCUCUCCCCGACCAAAUACAUCAGCAGUGCCGAGCCACACUGUGGACCAGGAGGCAAAAGAGACUCUGGGUUCAGCUGUUUCACCAGCACCAGCCCUCCUGGUCAUGACCUCAGCACAUCUGAUAGGAAGGGAACCAGCGCUGAAAGCAUUUUCUUCAAGGGCCCCCAGAGUGAAGGGCCUCAGCAGGCAGAGAGGCCCAGGUACCUGCAGCCGACGCUGGGGAACGGGAGCUGGGAUGAGCAACCUGCCUCUCGGGUCUCCGUUGCAGGGAGGCCCAGUAUCAGCCCAGUGUGGCAGGUACCAGAGAAGAAGAAGUCCCAGUCUCCUCCUCCCCCACCCCCUCCCCUGCGCAGUGACAGCUUUGCUGCCACAAAGGUGUUCCCUUACUCUGAAGGGCCUGGUGGUCCAGCAAAGAGCCAUGGCAGAUCAGUUGAAAAGCUUACAGAAAAUAACCAGAAUGGCCUCAGAUCUCAUCAGGAGAAAACCUCAGAGGCCAGACGUAGCUUCAACCCCUUGCCCACCAAAGACUUCCUCCAUCCCAACAUGGCAGCUGACCACAACCACAACCAGCUGCACCCCAACAAACUCUUCUCCUUGUCCAGCAAUGAUGUCAGACAGCCUCAUUACACCAAACUACCUGCCCACCAGAGGCAGUACAGUGACGAAAGCCCCCUCUACCUGCAGACCAGGACAGCUCCUCCAACCAAGAUUCAGAGUGUAGGAAGCUACUACCGCAGCCUCCAGGAUCUGCCCACAAACGGCUUCGGCCGCAAACAGGUCCGGCACUCUACAGCAUCUGUUGCAAGCUCUGCUGCUAAUCCGGAGAAUGGAGGGCACAACAGAUACUACGCUUUGGCAGGGAAGCAUACGGUUCAGAAUGCUGACCUCCAGGCCAGGCAGGGCAAAGCAGAGGGUCUGAGGGGGGACACAGAGAAACCUCACUGGGUAAACAGCAAUGAACCAGGCUUCCCAAGUUCCCUUAAGACAAACGUGAAGGCAAAAUACUCUCUACCUCAGUCCCAGCUGCCUUAUAGUGAAGAUAAGGAGCGCAGUGGCCAUUCCCAGCUGGGGAAUGGUUUACAUUAUGACCACCAAACCUCUGAAGUUUGUGUUCGAGGCCUGGAAGAUGCUGCAAAGAGAGGUGAAGGACACGCUAAUGACCUAAAAAGUCACUUCCCAACACAUCAGAGUAAUGAUCAUAAGGCCAUAAGGCACCAAGACCCAUGGGUGCCACAAGAUGAUCACCGAAUAUCCCGUCUGAAAACCCCACUUCUCCACUCCCUGGCCCAGGAGAGUAGGAGUCUGGCUGUGAGGCAACCAGCAGCUAUGACCACCCAGGAUGCCAGUGACACCAUGGCCGCCAGUGGGGGAAAAUCUAACCGCCGCAGUGACCGUUACGCCACCACUCUCCGCAAUGAGAUCCAGCAGAAGCGAGCCCAGCUGCAAAAGAGCCGCAGCGCUGCAACCCUGACAUGCGAAGCCGAGGACGAGGAGGCCGAGGAGUGGAGAUCUACAAAAACUUCCUCUGGUGUCUCUUUCUCCAGCACCUACAAGGACCACCUCAAAGAGGCGCAGGCAAGGGUCCUUCAGGCCACCUCCUUCCAAAGACGAGACCUUGAGCCUCUUGGACCAGAGGUGCCGGUAGUUAAAACCUCCAAUGGACGCAUCAGAGGACGUAAGCGCUUCCCCCUGGCCAAAAGGAUGCACUCCUUCUCAGAGCCUGACAAGAUAGACAAAGUGGGAGUGGAGGGAGAACCUCAGACCGGGUCUUUCGGAGAGCGCAGAAAGUUCUUUGAGGCCAAACCGGCAUUUUCCAGGCCUGUGCUGAAGUCCAGUCAGGGUACAAACUUGAACGCAGACCUUGGUGAGAAACCCAAAGAGAGAACUCCCUCUGGAGAGCCAGAGGGAGUUCACCCCUCUGCAGACCCCAAACACCUCAGUCCCGGACAUAAGCAGGUCCUACUAGAGCAGCAGAGGCUUGGGACCUUCGCUGAGUACCAGGCCACGUGGAACAAACAGAAGAAGUCAUCAGAGGCCAAGACGCAAGGGAGGUAUCAUUCAGCAGAGAACAUCUUGGACGCAGAUGCCGAGGAGAAGGCUGUGUGCAUCCAUGAGAGGUCCCGAUCUUCCCCCUCUGCAGACUUCUAUACACAGAACAUUCCUUCAGCAUGGAGAGACCCUCACAGCCAGCAGAGCACUUACAGAGGAAAAACAGAGAGCAGGCAGCGCUACCAGCCCGACCACAGCCCACAGCCGGCCCCGUCAGUCCCCAGAAACGAGGGCCUGGUCCCAGGCCUCGCUGACCACAGGCCCAAACCAGACGCUGCCAAUCCCUCUCACACUACACACUGCUCAGGCCCUCGCAGCCUCAGCCCCAACCCCGGCUUCCAGCGUCCACAAACCCAGGGCCUCCUGCCGCCGCCGCCCAGGCCCCAUUUAGGCCCAGAAACCACAUCCUCCUCCCAGGAAUUCCUCGCUGGCGCCCAGGCAGCGCACCAGCCUCUGUCCAGCUGCAGCUCUGACACCCAGCACCACGCCGCUGCCCAGAACUCCUCCGCCGGCCCCGCCCCGGCCAGCUCCCCUCACCUCGGCGGGACGUCCACAGCAGAUAUGAGCAGAGGAGGUGUAGACGGCGAGGUGGAGAGGGAGCAGCCGCCCUCCUUGACACCAUCUCUGACUCUACCCGCAGAUGGAGCGCGGUCUCCCUCGCCACAGUUUGCACCGCUGAGACUGACCGACAAGCCGCCGGUGGUGAUCGUGCAGGAUGAGUUGACGCUCAGGUCAGACAAUGAUCUGAAUUCGUCAGCUGAGAUGGACGUGAGCAGUCCGGUGAGGAAAGUCCCUGUGAGGAUCGUCCAUGCUGAGAGCAGCCUGGAGCGACAGGGCAGGACCUACCUGCUUCAGAGCAGCAGCGACACCUGCAGCGCCUUCCAGCCGCCGGCCAACAUCCCCUCCCUGAGCACCUCGGAGCGGCCGGUCUCAUCCCUGUUCAGCGCCUACACCCGCCAGGCCGCUCAGGAUCAGCUCCAGGAGUCAGUCCCUGAGUCGAGUUCAUCCGAGGCUCGACACUCAGAGGAGGACGCCAAGAGAGAGGAGCUGGCCAGAGACAUCAUGGGGAAAGACAAGACGCUGGUGGACAUCUUGGACCAGAGCGGCAGGAUGACCACCAUGGACCUGAUGGAGGGACUCUUCCCCACAGAGGAGCAGAUCCUGGAGGGGGCGCUUCAGCGCAGGAGGGCCUCGUCUGGCUCCAGACUCCCCACCUCUUCCCCCAGGAGCCUGGACAGGAGGGAGGAGGAGGACCUGUCCGUAUCAGCCACCACCUCCCUGGUCCCCAGCUCCUCCUACUACAACACAUCAGCUCCCAAAGCCGAGCUCCUCAUCAAGAUGAAGGACAUGCAGGAGCAGCUGGAGGAGCAGGACUCUGAGGACGAGCUGGACGUCGACCUCGCCAGUAAAAAGCAAGAGCUGAUCUCCAGCCUGGCGAAGAAGCUGGAGGUGCUGCGGGAGGCGCGGCAGAGCCUGCAGGAGGACGUGGAGGACAACGAGGCACUGGGCCGGGAGGUGGAGGCCACCGUGCAGCGCCUCUGUCAGGCCAACCAGCUCGACAAGUUCUGCAUGUUUGUGGGCGACCUGGACAAGGUGGUGAGCCUGCUGCUGUCGCUGUCGGGGCGGCUCGCCCGCGUGGAGAACGCUCUCAACACCCUGGAGGACGAGGCGUCGCCGGAGGAGAAGCGGACCCUGACAGAGAAGCGUAAGCUGCUGAUGCAGCAGCACGAGGACGCCAAGGAGCUGAAGGAGAACCUGGACCGUCGGGAGCGGCUGGUUUCCAGCAUCAUGGAGGCCCACCUGGACGCGGAGAGCCUGGACGACUACCGCCACUUUGUGAAGAUGAAGUCGGCCCUCAUCAUCGAGCAGCGCAAGCUGGAGGACAAGAUCAAGCUGGGCGAGGAGCAGCUCAAGUGCCUGGUGGACAGUCUGCCGCUGGAGCAGAGGCCGCUGCUCUGAUACUGCUCUGGAUCAAGAUGGAGGCACCAGGUCGUGGACAGUUUCUUCAUUUGAGGGGGCUACAUGUAGCAUUUUGAUAUUAACGUUAAAUCGUGUUUGAGGUCAUGGCUGAGAGGAUUCCAUGCAAAACUACAUUUCCCAUGGGGCUCUUCAUCGAAUAGUUCUGGGAACUGAAGAGCCUCGGGAACUAAAUUAGGUCAGUUAGGCUGAUGAUUGGUUCGAAAACGACAGCUUCUUUGAGGCCUAAUUUUUGCACAACAAUUAGACAACAACACAGAGACAUCGUCUUAUUCCCGUCAAAUCUGAGGCUGAGGAGUUCAAGUAUCUCGGGGUCUUGUUCACGAGUGAGGGUAGAAUGAAGCGUGAGAUGGAUCGGUGGUUUGGUGCGGUGUCUGCUGUGAUGUGGGCACUCCGCCGGACCAUCAUGGUGAAGAGGGAGCUGAGCUGGAAGUCGAAGCUUUAGGCUUACCGGUCCAUCUACGCCCCAACCCUCACCUAUGGUCAUGAGCUCUGGGUAGUGACCGAAAGGAUGAGAUCGCGGAUACAAGCGCCGAAAUUUGUUUCCUCCAAAGGGUGUCUGGGCUCAGCCUUAGAGAUAGGGGGAGGAGCUCAGAGUAGAGCUGCUGCGCCUUUGAGUCUAAAGGUGUGGUGGUUCGGGCAUCUGAUCAGGAUCCUCCUGGGCGCCUCCUGUUAGAGGUGUUCUGGGUACGUCUGAUUGAUUGGAGGCCCCGGGGCAGACCCAGAACACACUGGAGGGAUUAUAGAUCUCAUCUGGUCUGGGAACACCUCGGGGUCCUCCAGGAGGAGCUGGGAAGUGUUGCUGAGGAGAGGGACAUCUGGGCUACCUUGCUAAGCCUGCUGCCCUGCGACCCGGCUUCGGAUAAGCAGAUGAAAAUGGAUAAUUCACGUCUGUGAUGUUUAAAUGGAUACUGUACAGAAGAUAUCGUGUUCUCUGAUUCAUUCUCCUGCUUUAGUUCGCAGAGACUUGCAGGUGAAGUUCCUGAGUUCAACACAGAAACUUUUUCUAGUAUCAAACACAGUCAAUGCUAAAGCGUAAACUGGUCACUAUUGGAGGGGUUUGUAUCACCAAAGACUCCAAGCUGAGCCUUCACUCUCCAGAAACAUCCAACCUGUGGUCCCUGACUACGUUUACAUGCAGACUAAUAUUAGUGUGAAUGUAAACGUAGUCAUGAAACUUUAAUUUAGAAUCAUAUCUGAUUGUAUUCACACCCACUGGAGACGACAAUGCGAAAAUGAAGUGCAGCGAUUAAACUGAACAAAAAUUUAAACACAACACUUUUGUUUUUACAAGUUUAAGUUUAAGAUCUGAGACUUUUUUAUGCUCUCGACAGAUUAAUUUCUCUCAAACUUUUGUCACAAAUGUGUCAGAUUGAAGCCCUGUGUGACUUCAGGCUGUCCCAGACGAAAAAGACGACCACCAUGAAAGAAACAUGGCAUUAUCUUUAAGAUGGUCGACUGCUGUUAGCACCUUCGUCUACUAACCAACCAAUAGAAAUGCAGCAUGAAAUGACGCACUGGCGCUAAACCCAAACAAACAGACAGAUAGCAGCUCGACAUGGAAGCAAAACACGCUAAGAGACAUGUGUGGGACUGUAGGACAUUUUAUUAACACAUAUAUAUGGAUAUUUAAUCAACAUUUUUUCGACAUUUUUUCAGACAAUUCAAUAAUAUUUUUUGGAUAAUUUAUCAACAUAUUUUUCGACAGUUUAUUAAUAU